CCCUGACCGGUUCUUUGCCUCUGGGCUUCUAAACUAUUUUUAUUUCUUCUCGGACUCUUCUUUGCCCCCACACCAUUGCGUCCAGAUCCGCCACGGAUAAGCCGGGCCCCCCAUCGCGAUAUCGCCGUCGACCAGCUGCUAUCGCCAGAGUAUCGUAUCGCGUGGGUUGAGCUGUCGAGAUUUCUUUCCCCCGGAAGCUUGGUCAGACGACUCGCUUGUCGUUAACUUACAGGCCAUUUCGCUUAAGUUGCUUAGAGUUCCCCGUCCGCGGUGAUAAGUUAUAUUGCGGCCGCUCCCUCGUGCUGAAGUAUGUCCGACGGAGAGCUAUGGUCCACCCUUGUUACGGCUAUAGAUCCUCACAACAUCCGAGCUAUGCCUGCGGUUUUACAAUCCACCAUUACCCUGCUCGAGAGUGAGCUGGGCAAGGCCAGAACCGCUCUGCAGGAGAUCCAGCCCAAUGCCUUACCCGUGAUGAUGCUGGGCGAUGAGGUGACCGCCGGCGCCAUGGCCGCCUACCGCAAGAACCUCGUAGAUCGCGCAUCGCACUUCGUCUAUGGCACCCAGCCCAUGACGGCGAAGGAUCUGGGCCUGGUGACAACUGCGCGAGAGAUCUCGUCCGACGAUGACGAUACCGUCGUUGAUCAGGACGAACCGAUGGUCACAAUGCUGGCGGAACCGCGCCCGACAUUGGUGGAGGUCUUGUCGAACAACCUCAUCCUCGACCACAUGGCGCCUUAUCUAUCGGUCUCGUCCCUGCUGUCGCUGGCCGCGACCUCGCGACGCAUGCAUUCCGCCAUCUUCGGGACGCCGUACGUAUUCCGAUACCUCGAUUUGUCUCGAUGCCGGGGCGCGCAGCUGCCGCGGAUAUCUCCCAUUGACGAGCGCAUGGACGAGUCUCUAACAGAAGACGAGUUCUACUCGGGACCGCUGCGGGGGAUUUUUUCCAAUCUUGGACGGCGGUCCAUCCUCCAGGAUGUCCGCACCCUUAUCCUAGACGGUCUUUCGGUCCCGGCGGACUUGGUCGCCGAUAUUGUGCUGACCGAUCGGUUCAAUGUCACCAUCCUCUCCAUCAGAGAAUGCCUGCACCUCAACGAGCGGAAGCUCAUGCAGACUCUCCAGCAUGCGGUCCGGCCAACGCGCCCCAAGGGCAUGCCGAAAGUGAAGGGGAUCUACCAUUUCACUGCGAAGAAUGCGCCGCGCUCUCCAUCUCGGGCCAAAUAUCGAGACUGGUGGAGCUCUCAGAUAGCUUCUUCUGCGUCCCCUUCGGCGGAGACUAGGGCUGCUGCUCCGGACAGCGACUCCAGUCUUGACGACUGGUACAAGCCCUCUGGAAAGCUGCUGAGGGGUUCGAUCGAAGAUGGCUGGGCGCAAACUCUGAAGAAAUGCGAGGGUAUCAUAUCCUUUGACGCGGUGCUGUGCCGUGGACCUCGACAUAACGUGGAUCUCUACACCUCCAGCAGCGGGAGCGGGCCUCAGCCAGAGGGUCGCCUGCUGGGACCUGCUAUCGCAACUGUAGCACUUGGACCCAGUGGCUGUGACAGAUGCCAUAAAGCCCCGGAAGGCUUUGCAACCUGGGGCCAGUCCCCGGAGGAGCAGUUCCCUCUGCUCAGUCCUCCGCCACUGCAUUCUUCCAAAAUCUCAGCGGCCAGAUGUCCAGUCAUGCCUGGGCAUGACAGCCCGCUUCUGCUUGCCAGAUGCGUCGACUGUCUGACCGACCGCUGGUGUCAUCGCUGUAACAAGUGGUUCUGCUCGUCCUGUCUUCCCCAACCUGGAAGGGUCAACAUCAGAAGUCUGUCGCCUCAUCAAACAGCGAUCCGGGGGUCUCGUACCAACCAGACUGCGGAAGCUGAGGAGCAAGAGCGCAGGCGUCUUGGUCCUGGUGUGAGCAGAGAUUGCUGGGAAUGUGGUCCUACUUGUGCCAGCUGCAAGCUUGACUCCCAGCGAACUUGCCAAGGCUGUCGGGGAGACUACUGCGUCGAGCACAACGAGGGAUGCUCUGCACGAAUGUGUGACUGGUGUAACACGAGCUCUCGUCGUCUGAGGGGAGACCUCUACUGAUGUCGAUCUCUCCUGUCGAUGCCUACAGAACAGAAGAGUGGCGGACGUGCAUGCCUCUUCUAACGAAAGCUGAAAGCUAUUAUGACUUAUAUACCCCUGUUGAUCGCCGCGCCUGAGAAUCGGCUGGGCCCGACUUACACUAUCUCGUCUCUGAGAGCGAUGUUUUACCUUUUUAAUCCUUUUUGGCUUCACGCUGGGAUUCUAUCUGAAGAAGUCCUGGCGACGAUUAUUUCCCUAGUUCUUUCAUUCCAUUUCAAAAUUGAAUUGAGGCACCCCGCUCAUGUUUUGGAACGCAUUCUGCUUAAAGCUAUGAAAAUUGCGGUUCUUGUCUGAGCCGUGUGAGGCUGUUCGGUUGGUUUGCUUCAGUCAAAUCUGUCCAGAAACACCGAUUUAUGUGGAUAUGUCCAGUAACUAUAGUGUAUUAGUUAUUGUGUAGCUAU
Paecilomyces variotii is the source of this 2498-nucleotide messenger RNA. RefSeq lists its product as hypothetical. The record is from RefSeq and is a predicted model, not a curated record. Lineage: Eukaryota; Fungi; Ascomycota; Eurotiomycetes; Eurotiales; Thermoascaceae. The transcript has 4 exons. The coding region runs from base 310 to 2058 and encodes 582 amino acids.